GGCGUGGGCUCCUCCACAGCAUCAUCGCUCGCUUCACAGCAACAGCCUCCUCCUUCUCCUCUUCCUCCUCAUCAUCACCACCGCCACCAUCCUCAUCCUCACCGGGGCUGAGACAUCGCAGGCAUCGAGGGGGAUUGACCCAUCAAGCUGACGUGACCAUCAUCCUCCAAUCCUCGCAUCUCCCGACCUCGCAAGAUGGAGGACGGCUAUCAGAACCGGACCGCCUUCAUCAAAGGUGCCAAAGACAUCGCCAAGGAGGUGAAGCGCCAGGCCUCCAAGAAGGUGGGCCGCACGGUGGACCGCAUGAACGACGAGUACAGCCGGCGCUCCUACAGCCGCUUCGAGGAGGACGAUGACGACGACUACCCGGUGCAAGGCAGCCAGGACGGCGGCGGCUACUACCGCGGCGACAGCCAGGCGGCCGACGAUGACGAGGGCGGCCACAGCGACUCCACCGAGGGCCACGACGAGGAUGACGAGAUCUACGAGGGCGAGUACCAGGGCAUCCCCAGGGCCGACUCGGGCAAGGGGAGCCUGGCCGGGGGACCCGGAUCCGUGGCGGCGGGUGCUCAGCAGUUCCGAGACGUGGGCGUGUCCGAGGCGGAGAGGAGGAAAGACCAGGAGGAGCUGGCCCAGCAGUACGAGACCAUCCUGCAGGAGUGCGGACACGGAAAGUUCCAGUGGACCCUCUACUUUGUGCUGGGCUUGGCGCUGAUGGCCGACGGCGUGGAGAUCUUUGUGGUGGGCUUCGUCCUCCCCAGCGCUGAGAAGGACAUGUGUCUGUCUGAACCCAACAAGAGCAUGCUGGGCCUGAUUGUGUAUUUCGGCAUGAUGGUGGGGGCCUUCCUCUGGGGAGCUCUGGCCGACCGCAUCGGCCGCCGCCAGUCUCUCCUCAUCUCCCUCUCCAUCAACAGCAUCUUCUCCUUCUUCUCGUCGUUCGUGCAGGGCUACAGCACCUUCCUCUUCUGCAGGCUCCUGUCAGGUGUUGGCAUCGGAGGCUCCAUCCCCAUCGUCUUCUCCUACUACUCGGAGUUCCUGUCCCAGGAGAAGCGAGGCGAACACCUCAGCUGGCUCUGCAUGUUCUGGAUGAUUGGUGGGAUUUACGCCUCGGCCAUGGCGUGGGCCAUCAUCCCCCACUACGGAUGGAGCUUCCAGAUGGGCUCGGCGUAUCAGUUCCACAGCUGGCGUGUGUUUGUGCUAGUGUGCGCCUUUCCCUCCGUGGCCGCCAUCGCCGCCCUCAACGCCAUGCCGGAGAGCCCACGCUUCUACCUGGAGAAUGGAAAACACGAUGAAGGCUGGAUGAUCCUCAAGCAAGUUCACGACACCAACAUGAGGGCCAAGGGACACCCGGAGAAAGUCUUCACUGUCACCACCAUCAAGACGGUCAAACAGAUGGAUGAGUUGGUGGACACGGGCACCGACACGCCCGUCUGGCAACGCUACAGGCUCAAGAUCGUGAGCCUCUCCCAGCAGAUUCGGAAUAAUAUUAUUGCCUGCUUCACGCCGGAAUACAAACGGACGACUUUCAUGCUGAUGGCUGUUUGGUUCACCAUGUCUUUCAGCUACUACGGCCUGACCGUGUGGUUCCCGGACAUGAUCAAGUACAUCCAGAAGCAGGAGUACGAGUCCCGUACCAAGACCUUCAGCAAGGAGCGCGUGGAGCACGUCACCUUUAACUUCACCCUGGAAAACCAGGUGCACCGCCAAGGCCACUACUUCAACGACAAGUUCCUCAACCUGAAGAUGAAGUCCAUGGUGUUUGAGGACUCGGUGUUUGAGGAGUGCUACUUCGAGGACAUCACCUCCACGCACACCGUCUUCAGGAACUGCACCUUCAUCGCCAGCCUGUUUUAUAACACAGACUUGUUCAAGUACAGGUUUGUGGACUGCAAGCUGGUGAACAGCACGUUCCUUCACAACAAGGAGGGUUGCAUCCUGGACUUCAGUGACGACUUCAACAACGCCUACAUGAUCUACUUCGUCAACUUCCUCGGCACGCUGGCCGUCCUGCCCGGCAACAUCGUCUCGGCUCUGCUGAUGGACAAAAUAGGCCGUCUGAGGAUGCUGGCGGGGUCCAGCGUCAUAUCGUGUGUCAGCUGCUUCUUCCUGAUGUUUGGAAAUAGUGAGUCGGGGAUGAUCGCCCUCUUGUGUCUCUUUGGCGGCAUCAGCAUCGCCUCUUGGAACGCUUUGGAUGUCAUAACGGUGGAACUCUACCCCUCUGACAAAAGGACCACGGCCUUCGGCUUCUUGAACGCCCUGUGCAAGGUGGCGGCCGUCCUGGGCAUCAGCAUCUUCCAGUCCUUUGUGGGCAUCACCAAGGCCGUGCCCAUCCUCUUUGCCGCCGGUGCCCUGGCCGCAGGUAGUUUCCUCGCCACAAAGUUGCCUGAAACGCGGGGUCAGGUGCUGCAGUAGUAGCGGGUGUCCAGCUGCGGGUGUCCCAAGCUCGGAGCGAGUGCAUGACAACUGGGGGCCCGAGCAUCCCUUGAGAGCUUCAGCGCCGCCUGUCUGUCACACUCCCAAACCAUCACACACAUGCACACACACUCGUACACACACACACACACACACACACACACACACACAGAGUCCCCAUUAUUUUCUCAAGUCCAGAAUCCUAUGAAAUGUGGAUGACGUAUGUGGAUGACGUCAUUGUGAAUGACACGAGAGCACGCAGGCCCAUAGAAAACAAGCCAUUUUCCUAGAGAGCGUCGCAAUAUUAUUUUCUUCUUUCAUGACUUGGUUACGUGAUUUAACAAUUGUAUCCAAGCAUUAUUUUUGAGUCCAAUUUGUUUACAUUUGUUCUUACUGCCUUCAUCUCUUCCUCCAAAUGUCAAAUGGGGAUAAAGUACACUUCCCUGCGUAUCUCCGAUCGCCUUGUUAAAAAUCACAGAGCGCCCUCUGUUGGGAGUAUUUUUUAUUUCAAGUCCAGUGUUGACGAUAGCGUUGCCUAAAUUAGUUUUAAUGUGCAAAUGUGUUACAUACAGUAUAUUUGUGUGUGUGUGUGAGAGAGAGAGAGUAGAAACUCGCGUCAUUCCAAGAUUUUCUCAUAAAAAAAAACUAUUACUAUUGAUUGCUUCUGAAGAGCAGAAUGUACCAAGCAUCAGCAGAGUUUACACUAUUUACAGACUCGACACAGAAGCUCAGGUGAGUGCUUCACUUAUGUUUACAUAAAUUAGUCAUAUUUUCUGCUAUUUUGGAACGAUCAACUUGCUUGUUUAUAAUGAUAUAUAACUCCAUGAUAGUCGUAAGCACAAAUGGGACCAAUCUAAAAGUAGUUUUUGAUCACACAAUAAGGCACAAAAACGGAACACACAUAACAAUAACGUUAUUAAAAGACACGUUUACGUUUGAUACUUUGAGGCUUAGAAACAUAAUUCUCCCCAAGUGUACAUUAAAUCUGUGUGCGGACAAUCAACGAGUGAGGGUUGAAUGCAUUGUGUGUGCUUAUGUUUAGCCUAGCCUAGCAAAAACGGCACUUAGCUCAGUUUGACCUUGAAACAGCGGGCAAAGCAGCUAUUAACUUUAAGUUAAAAACCACAAAAACGUUGGAGAGUGAAGCUAAUCAUUUUAAAAAGAGAAGUCUUAUAGCAAAUUCCACACAUCUUUGACUGUUCGCUGCUUCGCCUGACUUCCGGUUUGUAGGCUUAAGGUAGCUAGGCUAACGGUUAGAGUGAAUGUGUUUCACUCACAAAAUUUGUCUAAAUGACGAAGUAAAUGUGUAGUUUGAGAGAUUGUUUUGCAUUAAUAACAUUUGACACAUUGUUAUUUUUUUCUUGUGCAUUAUUUAAGAAAUACACCUCAUAUAUGCAGCGUGGCGUUUAAACGUAGGAACUGAGACUGGGGUUGCUCUCUUGAGUUAUUUACAAAAGAAAAAAAGAGAAAAAUCCUCAAUUUACAGCCGACUUGACUCAAUUCAAGUCAAGUCAUCGUGCGUGACGCAUGUUUAUGUCGUAUUGUCUGACUUUUUGGACGUCCUUGUAUGCCAGCCAGUUUGUGUCUUUUGAAAAGCCAGUUUUUUCAAUGUCCGAUGACGACGACUACAUUGAUUCGUUGCUUGCAGUGGUUGUUCUUGGUUAAAAAGUGGGGUUAACAUUGGUGAAAUGUUGAGUAUGUGUUCUGGAAGUGGUGACUGUGCUCCUUUAUUUUGUAUUUAUUUUUGAAACAUAUGUAUACACCCAAAUUACUCAAGAGUAAUGUAAUAGUAAUGUUGAGAAAUGGGCCGUCGGCCAUCUUUGAUUGGGGCAAUAACCGCUAAACCUGAAAGUCAUCCAAAGAGUGCCCUUGAUAACUAAUAAAUGUUACUAUGUGUAGAAUGAAAUAUAAAUAUAAACACAUACAGUAUAUUGUAUAUGUAAAGCUAUCAAAUGGUUCCCUAUCGUUUGUUGGACUCCAAAAUGAAGACAGUUUCAGUUUUUCCGAUCAGAUCAAAAGAUGGACUUUUUGUCUUAAAAUGGACACAAGGACAAAUCCAUGCCGGAAAAUCCCAAAUCUGGACGAAGAACUGCAAGAAUCCAUCAUAGUUGGACUAUUUUUUGUUUUUCCCAAUCUUUAUUUGAACAAAAACUAUUUUAAAUGUGAGUGCAAUUGAAAAAAAAAAAGAAUCAAUGUAAACUGUAAAAAAAUUGAUGUUUGUAUGUGCAAGUCUGGAAAUUGUGGCAAAUUUAGGAAAACUAUUUGGCAGAUGAGAAAACAAAAAAAGUGUACAAAAUUCUAUGGGUGUGUUUGUUUCAUUAAAAAGGUAGGUUCA
This is a messenger RNA of Doryrhamphus excisus (bluestripe pipefish), 4747 nucleotides long. RefSeq names its product synaptic vesicle glycoprotein 2A-like. Gene Ontology annotation, cellular component: neuron projection; synaptic vesicle membrane. Lineage: Eukaryota; Metazoa; Chordata; Actinopteri; Syngnathiformes; Syngnathidae. Gene Ontology annotation, molecular function: transmembrane transporter activity. Gene Ontology annotation, biological process: chemical synaptic transmission; transmembrane transport. The record is from RefSeq and is a predicted model, not a curated record.